This is a messenger RNA of Fusarium proliferatum ET1, 1614 nucleotides long. RefSeq lists its product as uncharacterized. The record is from RefSeq and is a predicted model, not a curated record. The coding region runs from base 1 to 1614 and encodes 537 amino acids. The transcript has 4 exons. Lineage: Eukaryota; Fungi; Ascomycota; Sordariomycetes; Hypocreales; Nectriaceae.
AUGCGAGCUUCUACCAUAAGCUUUCUUUUGAGCGCCCUCAGUCGUGGCACUUUCGCCAAAGAUGACUGCAUCAAUAACGACAUUCCUUUCCAGGCAUGCGCUCCCAUCGGUGCAUACUAUCCACCACCGACUAUCGACAAAUCCUCUGAGUCUUUUAGGAAGCUUACCUCCCAGUUCACCAAAACAUUUGACGGCCUCAUCAAGAACGGCGGUAGUGAUAAAUACGGGCCAAUCACACCCAACACUACAUCGUUCUCCGUGGUCAUCUUCGGUGGUGCUGAGUCGCUUCGAGAUGAUCCCGUUUUCUUCGAGUAUCACUACACGUCCCCUGAAGAUCAAGUCUCGAACGCAAACCUCACUUCGGACACCAAAUUUCCAGUUGGUGAUGUGAGCAUGGUAUUCACUGUUUAUGCUUGGCUUGUCAAGAUGGGCGAACAGUGGGAGACGCCUAUCACUAACUAUCUGCCUGAACUGGCUAAAGUCAAAGAUUCGCUUACGGUGAAAUGGGGAGACAUUACUAUUGGUGCCUUAGCAGGCCAAAUGUCAGGCCUCAGUCACGAGUCCAGAGCAUGUGUUAUUGGCAAGGCUUGCGACUACAAGGCCUUCCAAAAGGCUUUUGCGAAGAAGUCGCCAUACUUCCUCCCGGAUACAAGUCCAGUUGUCUCCUACGCCGCUUUCCAGCUGUUAGUCUUUGCCAUGCAACGAAGUGAUGGAGAUUGGCCCUCGAUUCUCGACAAGACCAUUCUGCAGCCUCUUAGCAUGAGCGACAGUGGAGUUCUGAGCCAUGGUGUCGAAGAUAUCUUUGCCAUGAAGAGUCUUAACACUUCAGAAAUUGGUGAACCAGGCGCCUUAUCAUUCGUUAGCUCCGCCAAAGAUCUCGCACGCGCUGGACACUCUAUCCUCGCCUCAGACCUCCUCUCGCCUGCUGUUACCCGUCGCUGGCUUCAUACUAAUGUCGAUACUUCCAAUCUUCGCAACGGUGUAGGUCGACCUUGGGAAGUUUACCGUGCCGGAAACGCUAUCUCGCCCAUCCUGGAUGCCUUGACGAAGAGCGGAACUAUUGGCAAAUAUGCGAGCUACUUUGGACUCACCACGGACUUCAAUGCCGGCUUCGCCAUUCUGGCUCACGAUAGCAGUGUUGAGGACAGAAAGCUGGACCUCAAUGUGUACGCCGACAUCGUUAGCGAAGUUCUCGGAUACCUGCAAGUCAUUUCUGCCAAAGAACUAGAAGCGCGCUAUGCUGGAUCAUAUAAAGGCAAGGCUACUGAGGCUGCUCUUAACACCACUGACAAUGGCCGGGGUCUUGAGGUUCAGAAGCUUGUGAUCGGCGGGGUGAACAUCAAGAAUCAGACCGCCCAGAAGCUCGGCGUUAAGGCUGAUGACCUCGACUUCCGAAUCUACCCAACGAACGUUCAAGAUGAAAGCCGACACCAGUUCAUUGCCGUAUUCCAGGACAAGAGUGCUCCAAUUGACAUGGGCACUCCGACAUGUAUUACUUGGCAGGAAAUUGGUGCUGACGCCGAGAUCAGCUUUGUUUUCACGAUUGGGCGGCAGGGCGAGGUCGUUGGCGUAGAGGUUCCCCAGCUUCGCGCGAAAAUGAAGAGAGCCACAUGA